AUGGGCAAGAAAAGGAACCAGAAAUCACAGUCGAAAUACACAAAAAGCAGCUUGAAUCAGGGUAAAAGCCAGCAGAUGCCAUCUGAUGAAAGCUCUGCAGGGGAAUUAACUCAUAUCAGGCUAACACCUGAGGCUUUUGCUUAUUCUAUUCCUGAAAAUAUUGAAGAAAUUCAAGAAGAUGUUAUAGUAUUUUAUAUAAGCAUUUUUAUUAUAUUUAUUAUUAAAAAUAAGUUUCUGUUGCAUUUAGCAUGCAUAAUUUAUAAUGAAAAAUUAUAAUUAUGUAUUUAAUUAUAUCACAUCUAUAAAUCAAAUUUACAACGAAUAUUUCAACGAUUUUCUCUUACGAAAAGAAAAGAGGCUUUCAUCGAAAUCUCCUCUAGAGCAAGUUCAGCAGUACAACUUAGCUGUAGACAAAAAUUUUAGAAAAAAACUAAGAGAUCAAAUAAAACAACUCAUAUUUGCGAAACUCUCAACAGAAUUGACUGAUUCAAUACUUGAUUGCGUUCAUAAUUUUAUAGACUCAUUGGACAGUCAAAUAGAAGAGCUUGAAGGAAAAAGCAAAGCCUUAAAAGUUGUAUGACGGUCCAUUAAAAUAUUAAAAUAAUCUAUAUUUUUUUAAUCAAUACAAAUUUUAGGUCUUUUAUAUAUUUUCUAUUUCUGAUAUAAAAUAAAAUAAUAGGAGUUAAUGCUAGGACUUAUAUUAGUGCAAAGGAAUACAUUUUUAAUAAAAUUAAGCCUAUUUAUUGUAAAUGGCAUAUGCCUUUACGAAGCUUUUCAUUCAUUACAAAAUGCUGCAGCCGAAAUAGGGAAAAUUGUGAGAUAUCUUUUUAUUGAUCCUUCACUAAAGUUUGAGGAAAUCAAUAAGCUGAUAUUUUAUGAGAAAAUUGUGAAAGAUCAGUCUGAUGUAAUUGAAUACGUAAAAAAUAAUCAUUCUCAGCAUUAUCUAGUUCCAGUCGUAACAAAAAUGGAAAAAGAUUUAAGAUAUAUGUGGAAAGACUUAGAAAAUCACUAUAAAUUGCCAAUAGAAUGUAAAGAAAUAACUAUGAUUUAUAACACAAGCGAUAAUUCAGAUAGUAGUAGCGAUAUCGAGGACAAAAUUGAGCCUCUACACAAUAUGCCAAUUGAUGAAUUAGUUAACUAUAUAAAUGGGGAAGGCAAGAAAAAUUCAAAAUUGCAUAAAAAGAAAAGAAAAAAUAAAAAUACCGAAAAUCAAAUUAUUCCAGAAGAUGAAAGUGCUGAUAAAGAAGUAGAAGAUUUUAUGAAGAAAUUAGAACAAAACUCCAUGUGGGAAACACGAAUAAAACCGAAAAUCACUGAUGAUUUCCUCAAUAAUUUAAGAAAUCAAAUCCGGGAGACGAAAUAUAUAUUUGCUUCACCCCCCCUUUAAAUUGGAACAAAAUAUCGGUAAAAUUUCCACUUUUUUGGUAAAUUAACCCCCCUUUAAAUUGGAACAAAAUUUUUAAUUUUAUAAUAAAAAAUUAUAUAUAAUUUUUAUCUAAAAAGUUUUGAUAUAAGUUAAAUGCUUCUUCUUAACUAAAAUUAAAAAUUUAGUUAUAUCUUGCUCUUUUUUAAAGAAAAAAGUAUAAAGAGCAUCUUAUUUAAAUAAAUUUAUUAUCCUUAAUUGGUAAAUUUUAAAAAAAAAUUAAUUUGUUUUUUUUGAUAAAAAUGAUAUUUUUUAUUUGGAUAGUUUUGAUAUAAAUUCAAUAGGAAUUCUUUAUAAAAUUUCAAAAUUUACUUAUUUCUUGCUUUAUUUUAAAGAAUAGAGUAUAAAUAGCAUCUUAUUUAAACAAAAUUAGCACUUUGAUCGAUAAAUUUUCCAAAAUUUUUUUUUUUUUAAUUUUUUUUAUCAAUAAAAAUAAUAAUUUUUGUGUAAAUAAUUUUGAUACCAAUUAAUAGUGGCGUAUUAACUAAUAUGAAAAUUUAGUUAUAUCUUGCUUUGUUUUAAAGAUAAAGAGUAAAUAGCGUUUUAUUAAACAAAUUUAUUAAUCUAAUUCGAUAAGUUUUUUGAAUUUUUUUUUUUUAAAAUUUUAUAUUUUUUAUAAAAAAUUUUAUAUUGAUAUUUUUUUUUAAAAAAAAAUUAAAAUUGGAACAAAAUUUUAGUUCCAAUUUAAAGGGGGGGGGAGUCAGAAUAA
Messenger RNA from Blepharisma stoltei, 2132 nucleotides. Lineage: Eukaryota; Ciliophora; Heterotrichea; Heterotrichida; Blepharismidae. The record is from the annotation of a GenBank genome assembly.